AUGUGCCUGCCCAAGGAGAAGGUGUUAUUGUGUUCAAAGGCGACGAACUCCAACCUCAGAAAGCACCUUAAGGCCCAACAUCCAACGGAGUUGGACAAAUUCGAGCGCCUGUUGAAGAAAAGAAAGUCAGUUCAGCCCAGAAUGGAAGACAGCGGCAAACAACAGAAGUUGAUGUUUGCGGCUCCCACAGUCUGCCAAAGAAGGGUUGACGACAUGGUAGUUACCUUUGUUGUUGACACGAUGCAACCUUUUUGUGUUGUGGAAGCUCCGAGCUUCGUAAAUUUAGUGAAGACCUUGGCACCCAACUCAAAUGUGUUAACACGAAAAAUGCUGGUCAGCCGUAUCAACUCCGCUUUCGAUGCCAUGCAAGACGAGCUAAGGUCAAAAUUAGCAAGCGUGCCGUAUGUUACAGUCACCGCAGAUUGCUGGACAACAUUUCGGCGAGCAUACCUGGCAGCUACAGUGUCAUGGCUCGAUCCAGAAUCUCUUUCGAGGACAACAGCCGUUCUCACGUGCCGCCGUAUGGAAGGCAGGAUCUCUUACGAUCGCAUUGCGGACGUCCUUAUUGAAUCGUUCGACAACUUUGGACUUCAUGGCAAAGUGACAAAGGUGGUCACAGAUAAUGGGAGCAACUUUGUGAAGGCAUUCCGGGUGCUUGGGCAAACGGAACUAGCAGCGGAUGGACAUAUGGAGGACAACGACGCCACUACGGAUUCGAUCGACCUCACCACAAUCCUGAAUGGGGCAUCACAUGGUGACGUACGUGUGCCUCUUCCACCUCACCAUCGGUGUUCUGCGCACACGCUUAAUCUAGUGGCAACGGUAGAUGCAUCUAAAGCAGAAUCUUGUGAGAUGUUCUCGAGGCCACUAUGCUCAGUUCUACGUACAUGCCGCCAGCUAUGGAAUAGGCAAGGCCAAUCGGCGACAGCUGCUGAGACUGUUCAGCGGUUCUGCGGGCGCGCACUUCAAAGGCCAGUUGCCACGCGAUGGAAUUCUUUGUUUGACGCCUUGACUUGUCUGAUGGAGUUGGACAACGCCGGAAAGGACCUCGAUGGAUUAUGCAGGACACUACAAAUUCCACCGUUCAAGCGUCCACGCGACGUGCUAUUCAUAAAAGAAUAUUGUGAUGAAGCCAGUGGCGUGUGCCAUUGA
Messenger RNA from Ornithodoros turicata, 1152 nucleotides. RefSeq lists its product as uncharacterized. NCBI's taxonomy places the organism in Eukaryota, Metazoa, Arthropoda, Arachnida, Ixodida, Argasidae. The record is from RefSeq and is a predicted model, not a curated record. The transcript has 5 exons. Bases 1 to 1152 code for a protein of 383 amino acids.